GUCAUCGCCUCGCUUGUCAACGCGCAGUUCAGCAAGCUGCUUCCCUGUUGGAUGCCACAGCCACAGCGAGGGUUCAUUCCUGUCCUGAACUUCGGCGUCAAUUUUCUCGAGCUUGACGUACUCGCGCGCGUCUGCUCUUGCGCUCCGACUGACAGCGUCGACGCGCCAGUCGCCAUGGCGCGAGACGCAUUCGCGGCCAUCCCCGGCCUCUCCCAGACACACGCGCGCACGGUGCCCCGCGCGACGCCGGCGCUUCCUGCUUUCGAGGCGACGUUUGACCAGCUGCGCACCGCGCUGCAGGCCGUCGCAAAG
Prorocentrum cordatum is the source of this 312-nucleotide messenger RNA. NCBI's taxonomy places the organism in Eukaryota, Dinophyceae, Prorocentrales, Prorocentraceae. The record is from the annotation of a GenBank genome assembly.